Molecule: messenger RNA, 802 nt
Organism: Aspergillus sclerotioniger CBS 115572
Lineage: Eukaryota; Fungi; Ascomycota; Eurotiomycetes; Eurotiales; Aspergillaceae
Exons: 2
Coding region: 149-682 (177 amino acids)
Source: RefSeq, a predicted model, not a curated record
UAGACUUUGAAAUGAUUGCGGGGCCGCUCGCCAGGCACCAAGGCAGACAUUAAGGCAGAAAGGUAAGGCAGCAUACUCUGCCGAUGCCUGAGGAAUACUACGCAGAUGCCCGAGGAAUAAACGAAAGUGAGGAAUUAUCAGGAAUUGGAUGAAGCUCUCCCCUUCUAGUUUGCCAUAUUUUCCUCAUUGCUGUAAGUUCCCCAUUUAUCUAUUCCAAAUCUUUCUUUCCAGAUCUCGUUCCUGGGUCUCCCUUUUUCUGCCCUGCAUUGUUUCCGAUCCUUUGCCAGGGGUGGAGCCGAGGAAAAGCCAACCGCGGGUCACCCCCACUUCUCCCUUCACUUCUCCUUGUCGCUCACCAUCUUUGCCAUUGUCCUCUCUUCCACCUUCGCAAGAAGAACCAUCCAUGUCGGCUUCGAUCCAUCAGCUACAGUUCAGGAUGCAGAUGCAACUUUUUUUCCCGACAUCAGGUCGGACCAUGCAGCACGGGAUUGCACCUGCAGGCUCUGCAGCAGCUGCGUGGGCGGAGGAAAACUCGGACAAUAAUGGUGGGUCGCGGAUCGUCAACAAUCAACAUGCCGCGGGCGCGCACCAGCCAUCCCUCCCACAUGCCAAUUUAGACACCAUCCUUGUUAGCUUGUCUCGCCAAAUCGUACCGACCUGUGAGCAUCCUGGGGCGGAUUAAUCUCCCGCAUCUCCACGCCAUUGCAUCUCGGCCACUGACUUGGGUCGAUCGCCCGCGGCCUUGGCCAAUGAACACGCCACCAGGCUCCAUGGUUCGUCUAGUCCGCCUCUAACUAUGCAG